UAUAGUGGACAGGAGUAAACGCUGGUAUCCAGAGAGGCCCAGACCAGCAGACAAUCCAGCCAGGCCGAUCGGGGCAAAACCCAGCAGACAUCAUGCCUGGGAAGAGAAGUCGCCAGCUCUCGCUUAGGCGUAAGAGGCAGGCCCAAUCCCGCUCUACGAGAGCUGAGCUGCAGUUCCCCGUUAGCCGCGUGGACCACUUCCUGCGACAGGGUCCCUAUGGCCAGCGCCUGAGCUCGUCCACACCUGUUUUCCUCGCUGGUGUUCUCGAAUACCUGACGGCCAAUAUCCUGGAGCAGGCGAGCAAGGAGGCCCACAGCAGCCGAAAGAUCCGCAUCACCCCAGAACACGUGCAGAGGGCCGUAGACAACAACCUGAACCUCAGCCACCUCUUUGAGAAUGACACCUACCGUCAGGAUGAGCAGAUGCCACAACCCAGUAGGAAGUGAUGCCUGGGUCCCAGAGCCCAGCGAGACCUCC
Molecule: messenger RNA, 477 nt
Organism: Ceratotherium simum simum (southern white rhinoceros)
Lineage: Eukaryota; Metazoa; Chordata; Mammalia; Perissodactyla; Rhinocerotidae
Gene: H2AL3
Product: H2A.L variant histone 3
Cellular component (GO): nucleosome
Molecular function (GO): DNA binding; structural constituent of chromatin; protein heterodimerization activity
Source: RefSeq, a predicted model, not a curated record